AGCUGAUGAUGAGGCUCGACAAGAAACUGGUAGUCCUCAGAGCCGAGCAGGAGGCCGUGCGAGAAGAGGGCGAGGUGAAUGAGGCGUUGGGUGCACGAGUCGCCUCGCGGAUUUCCGCGGUCGCCAGGGCAGCGGAAGCUUCCAAAUAUCGACUUCACGUGGAGGAAGUCGGCAAGAUCACGAGUCUUCUUCUUGGUCUCAGCGGCAGAUUGGCUCGAGCGGAGAACGCCCUUUACGGAAUGCCAGCCGACCAUGCGGAAAGAAAAAUCCUGGAGAGCAAGAGGGACAAGCUGAUGGACCAGUUGGAGGAGGCGAAGAUCCUGAAGGGCAACAUCGACAAGCGAAGCGUGAACGUCUCCACGAUCCUGUCGAAGUACCUGAACGAGGAGGAGUUCGCCGACUAUCAGCACUUCAUCAACAUGAAGGCGAAGCUGAUCGUUGACGGCCGUGAGAUUCAGGACAAGGUGAAACUCGGGGAGGAGCAGCUAGCCGCGCUGAGAGAAGCGAUCGACUAGUCGUAUUAAAUGAACCGAUCGCGUAACCGAUCGCACGAGAAACGCGUGGCCGCGUUCUUAUACGCGCUCGAGCGCAUACCACUUAAGAAUCCACGUAAUUUUAAACCUCCCGACCAUGGAUGAACGAUAAGGAAUGAAGCGGGCGUCGCUCCACUUGGUUUCCCAGCGACUCGUCGAAGCUUUUGUGAAACGUACGCGUGAUCCUCGAAUCGGUGAACGGAAAGUGAUAAUCCCUAAUCGGUAGGUAAAAUCGGUAGCUUGAUGAAAUUGUUUUGUACAUAUAUAUCGUAUUCUUCGAGUCCUAGACGGACGAAGCGUCGCGGAGCCUUCUCGUCUGUCGAAAAGAAAUUGUGUCUUGAUUCUUGUAUCGGUACACGCUUCGUCGUGGUUUCUUUUGAAAGUGAGAAGUCACCGUUCGCGCGAGAAUCGAAGCUCCGAGCUCCAUCUCGAGACAGAGUGGCUGAAGCUGACGUCAAAUACUUUGGUCGUUCAAGGUCGUCGAAGUUAAUUCGACAGAUGUGCCACAGGCAAUCGAAUGAAUUUGAAAUUUAUUUUUGUUUCGUAUUAUUUCAAAGUAGUAUUUAGAUGCAAUACAUUAUUACCUACAAAUGAAAAUUCAUUAGGUAGUACGUUUUAAUAUUUACGUGUCUUUAUUUAUUCAUUUCUAAGGUAACAACAAUUUACACGUUGGUGAAUAUAGUUUUUGAUGAAUGUGCCCAAACAGAGGCCUCGAGCAGUCAAAAUAUUUGGCUCCGACUUCAGUCGUUAAAUUUAUACCGUGUUCUAGAUGGACAUAAUUCAUACAUAGAGAAAAAUAUCGAAUAAAGUUAUAAAAUUAAAUAUUUCAUUAUACUUAUCGUUAAACGAUUAAACGCUCAUCAUGAUACGUACUCGAUGGAAUAAACAUUGAGUAUAAAUUUGUUACGUAUGUCGUACGACAUGAUAUACGGUCAAAGGAACUCGCGCGUACAGGUGACCUCGACCGUUCGUUAAGGUACCCACCCACAGUCAAUGUAAUUAUAAAACAAUUAAACAUCCCAAUCACCCAAGUAGAAUUACUUGUCAACCAUUCGCAUCGUUCUAAGUCGAUCGAACACGAAGCUAAAAAUAUUGUUAUUAUUGCUGAUAUAAUAUCACGUCAAUGAUACUAUAUCGGUACAAAAUAACGUAAAAUUGACCGUGCGUGGGUACCUUCAAUCGCGUUCUCCGUGCGAAAUCGCGCGAUUCGUCGUAUCCGUUCAACUAUGCGUCGCAUGCGGGCGUUGAAAUCUCCGAUCGCUGUAUGGAAAUAUAUUUCGGCGGCACUGCGUUACACUGGACGAAUCAAAAUUUUAAUAUAUACUUCAGUGAGCCAGUUGUCUUUCUGAUUCGUUACGACGAGGUUUUUCAGUGAUUAAACCGCGGAACGACAUUUGCCGAGGAUGGUAACACGAUGUUCGUCCACUUCGCUGCCCUAAGCAGACACGGUUGACCGCGGGCGUGUACAGCAUACGGAUACGUUUUCCAUUUUACCUGGUUAACAUUAAUGAUUCGUUCGCGAUGGCGCGUGUCGCGGGAUACUUGACCUAGAAUUACUUCUGGUGCCUUCUUAUAUACGAUAUGUGAUAUAAGGGUAAGGAGUCACGUGGUCGUGAGAUAUAUCUGGAACGAUACAGGCAACCGAGCGACAUAGUAACAUGUAUAUAACGAAAAAGAUGGAGAGAAAGGUAGCUUUAAGCGGUGAUACAUUGUAGGAAACACACACACACACACACACACACACACACACACACACACA
Molecule: messenger RNA, 2292 nt
Organism: Hylaeus anthracinus
Lineage: Eukaryota; Metazoa; Arthropoda; Insecta; Hymenoptera; Colletidae
Product: protein Shroom-like
Exons: 2
Coding region: 6-515 (169 amino acids)
Biological process (GO): actin filament organization
Cellular component (GO): adherens junction; apical plasma membrane; cortical actin cytoskeleton
Molecular function (GO): actin filament binding
Source: RefSeq, a predicted model, not a curated record